This is a messenger RNA of Orussus abietinus, 3122 nucleotides long. RefSeq names its product 6-phosphofructo-2-kinase/fructose-2,6-bisphosphatase. The record is from RefSeq and is a predicted model, not a curated record. Gene Ontology annotation, cellular component: cytosol. Lineage: Eukaryota; Metazoa; Arthropoda; Insecta; Hymenoptera; Orussidae. The transcript is spliced from 6 exons. Gene Ontology annotation, molecular function: fructose-2,6-bisphosphate 2-phosphatase activity; 6-phosphofructo-2-kinase activity; ATP binding. Bases 1 to 1605 code for a protein of 534 amino acids. Gene Ontology annotation, biological process: fructose metabolic process; fructose 2,6-bisphosphate metabolic process.
AUGCCCUGGGUGGCAGCCUGUCUGGAUCUUCUGGCUGGACCCGUCCUGGGAUACUGUCUCGCUGUCCGGAAGCUUGCUCUUCAGACCGGCUUGCUCCAGGAGCCGGCUGUUGUCGCACACCCCGAAAAACCGAAGGAAGUCGUCAAGGCUAAGUGUAUCGGCGAUAUCAUGGCCCCUUGCACCGAGGAGAAGCUUCAAGAAGCCACGCAAGAGAUGCCGGUGAGAGCACCCGGGCUUACCAAAUCGCCCCGGAAGUUCGCCGGGGUGGUCGUCGCGACUUGCGGACUUCCGGCCCGCGGGAAGAGCCAGGUCGCCCAAAGUCUUGCUCGCCGGCUCAACUGGAGCGGUAAAUCCUCCAAAGUGAUGAGAGUGAGCGACUACCGGAGGAAGAGGCUGGAGCUUUACGCCUCCCACGAGCUCUUCCGGCCGGACCACGUGGCGAACUCCACCCUGAGGGCCCUUGCUCAAAGGGACGCGAUGCACGACUGCGCCUCGUGGCUUGCUUCCGGGAAUUCAGUUGCUAUCCUGGACGCCACUCUGGUGACGCGCGAGCAACGCGCCGAGGUCUUCGAUUAUUUUUCCACCCAGCUCGGGUACCGCGUCCUCUUCAUCGAGUGCGUAUGCGACGACCACCUCGUCCUCGAGCGCAAUUGCCAGGAGAUCCUGCGCUUCAGUCCGGAUUAUGCCAACAUGGACCCUGCCCUCGCCGCCGAGGAUCUACGCUCCAAGAUCGCCCACUACAUCAGGGUGUACCAACCCAUGGAGGAGGGGAAUUAUCCGAUGAUCCGCAUGGACACCGCCACUGCGGAAAUCAAGGCGCACAAAGUCAGCGGCCAUAUUGAAAACAGCGUUUUGGGAUACAUGCCCAGCGUCACCCUUAAGCCCCACACCCUCUACUUCUCUCGGCAUGGGGAGAGCGAGUACAACGUCAUCGGCAAGGUAGGGGGCGACGCUGUUCUAAGUGCACGUGGAGAACGGUAUGCUCAGGCCUUGGCGAAUCGCAUAAAUGCAAUGCGAAUUCCUGAUCUUCGGGUCCUGACCAGUCGUCUGAGGAGGACCAUCGCAACUGCUAGAGGCGUCGAAGCUCCCCAGGAACACGUCGCCGCUUUGAACGAGCUCAACGCCGGCGUCUGCGAGGGCUUCACCUACGAAGAGAUGCAAGAACAUUUUCCUCAGGAGUUUGCUUGGAGGGACCAGGACAAGCUGCGGUAUCGGUACCCCUGGGGAGAGAGCUAUUUGGACACUAUGCAACGCGUGGAGCCGGUAAUUUCGGAACUGCAGCAAUCCAACAACAUUCUGGUGGUGUCCCACCAGGCUGUUCUGCGGUGCAUCAUCGGAUUCUUCAUGGACAAGACCCCGGAAGAGCUGCCCUACAUGGAGGUCCCUCUGCACACGAUAAUCCGCAUCACCAGCCAAGGCUUCGAUUACAAGCUCGAGUUCAUCAAACUGCCGAUAGAGUGCGUCAACACUACCAGACUUAAGCCUACCAAUUGCACCCCAAGCAGAACCGCCGAUGACGCGCUUCUCACAGUGCCAACGCAUUAUGACAUUCCCGACCCGUGGAGGAACCAUGGAAAUGGUCCCACCCUCGUACAGCAACACUAAAGAGGAUUUGAUUCUCGGAGGAAGGGAAAAAAACACAGGGAACGGAAACUCACGGGCAGGCGGCAAAAAAGUAGUUUCACGGAGUCUCGCAUGCACCCAGGGGGGAAGCUUCUAUUUCCGGCGUCGGGAUCUCAUGGGAUUAGCAAUUGACAAAACUGCCGGCAACUUUUGUCCACGAGGAAAGGUCCCCCUCCUCUUUUGACUCGCUAUUUUUAAUUCUCCCAAUGAUCGCCGCUCUAGAGCUCGGGAUUUCGACGUCGGUUGUUUCUCGGCCAUCUUGGAGAACGGCCAGCUGGAUCGGGCGAUCCGACUGUCAAUCUAUUUUUGCACCGCGCCGGGUUAUUGGGUUCUUAUGUAAGUAGAAUCGGCAAUCAAUUAGUGAGAAGUCUUGAUUGGAAAAAGAUCAUGCUCUUCGGCCAUCUUGGAGAACGACAGAAAUUAAUGGUGGAAUUCGGUCUAGCGCCGCGCGGGAUUCUUGGGGUUCUGUAGGCUCGAAAUUCAAUGUAAUCUCUUCCGAUUGGCUGUGGAAAAACUUUGAAAAGAUGGAAGAUAACCACUUUCAGUGGAAUUAGAGGCGAUGUAUUCUCUUUUUGAGGAAAGCACUCUUCCACGUAGCAGCAUAGGUGCCCACUGCUAGAGCCCUCUACGGAUUUUUCAGUAUAUGGUACUUAUAGGUCUAAGCUCUUAACAUGUAACUUAAUCUUCGCGUAGAGUAAUAUCAUAUUUUCAUAUGAAGAGCCUAACAGUAGAUAAUUAGAGCAUCCCCUUUUCUCCGGAAACGGUGGAUUGAAUUUAACCCUAAGUUAGACUUCGUAAGCUCUGGAAGAAGAAGAGGAGAUUGCGGUAGUGGUAUCUGGAUUAUAAUUCUCAUUCUAACUAAACGUCUAUGUUACAACUGAUAUUCAACAUUCGACACUCAAAAUGAUGAAUUUUAUCCCAUGACUCUUCUAUGUAUUGGGACGUGGCGUUCUGUUUUACCGACCGAUUAUCGUAAUGUCAAUGUCAACGCUCAAAAAGAAGGGUGGAAGCCUCUCGUGAGGUCUCGUCUCAUUGGUCGAGUGAGAAAAUCAUUUUGUCCAAUUUGGCGCACUUUCAUUUUCUCACUCGGACGCCUUUCGUCUGUCCAUUGUUCAGUGAAACGAGAACGUGCAUUUCCUUCGCCGAACAACUCGUUAUUAAUUUUACCGAUUAGACUUAAGGCUGUUGAAUCGCGAUAACGUGCAUAAUAAAACACUAGGCUAGACGCGUCCCAAAGAGUGCAAUGGUUGUCUUUUUCUCCCUUUGUCGCCAGGGACGCGUUUGCAGAAAUUAGUCGAUGGGACUUCCGUUAGGUUAGUUUUAGCGCGGCCAUCUUUAGGUCCGUCGCCAAGCACAGAGAAAUUGCCACCUGGUCGCAUGUAUGCACUCGUAGGUUAGGUUACCGCUUACGAGACUUUGUCAUUAAGUCAUAUAGAUUGCGCACAGUGUUUGUUCAUUUUUUAUAAUAAGCAUGAAUAAACGUUUUUUACAGACACGUA